Messenger RNA from Mangifera indica (mango), 2415 nucleotides. Its product is annotated as cysteine-rich receptor-like protein kinase 10. Lineage: Eukaryota; Viridiplantae; Streptophyta; Magnoliopsida; Sapindales; Anacardiaceae. Gene Ontology annotation, molecular function: chitin binding; ATP binding; protein kinase activity. The record is from RefSeq and is a predicted model, not a curated record. Gene Ontology annotation, biological process: carbohydrate metabolic process; protein phosphorylation. The transcript is spliced from 7 exons. Bases 7 to 2349 code for a protein of 780 amino acids.
UCGUCAAUGGUAUCCAAGAUUGUCCUCAUCGUCUUCUAUAUUUUUCUUUCUCACGAGUUGCGCCCUUCAAUGGCGCAAACUUGGGUCAGAGCUGGUUAUUAUUGGAAAUCAUCAUACAAUUUUGAGCUCCCCAUUUCCGACAUAAAUUCUUCUCUCUUCACCCAUCUUAUUUAUGCCUAUGCUGAUGUGAAUACCACCACGUACCAGCUAUCUUUUCCAUCACCUUAUGAAGAACUGCUAAUCUCCAAUUUCACAGACACUGUGAAGCAAAAGAACCCAUCAGUCAACACACUUUUGUCUAUUGGAGGCCCAAAUACUGCUUUGUCAACCUUUUCCUCAUUGUUAAGCAAUGAUUCUCAUAGAAAAUCUUUCAUUGAUUCAUCAAUAAAAAUGGCCAGGCUUUAUGGCCUUCAAGGCCUUGAUCUUUGGUAUACUCAUGCAAACACAAGCAAUGAAAUGUUGAAUGUGGGAAUUCUAUUCAGAGAAUGGCGAGCUGCUGCUGUUCAAGAGGCAAGAAACUCGAGGCAGUCGCAACUUAUCUUGACUGCCUCAGUUAAACAUCUACCAAAUUAUUCUGAUUCGGCAAUUUUUCCAAUAGACUCCGCACAGAAGUACUUGAACUGGGUUCAUGUUGUUACUUGUGAUUAUAAGAAGCCAACAAUUACAAACUUUACAGCUGCUCCUUCAGCUCUGUAUGAUCCAAGUUGUAUUGAUAAUACUGAUUAUGCUAUAAAGGCAUGGAUCAAUGGAGGGCUAUCCUCUGAUAAGCUAGUCUUCUGUUUGCCUCUGUAUGGCUAUGCAUGGGUACUUGCCAAUCCUCAGGUUAAUGGUAUUGGCGCACCAACAAGGGGACCGGCUAACAUAGAGGAGAAAGGAGGCGUGACUUAUAAUCAAAUCAAGAGAGAUUAUAUCGAACCAUAUGGACCUAAUAUUACGUUCAAUGCAACAUAUGUGGUGAAAUACUUCACAGUAGGGACAUCCUGGAUUGGCUUUGAUGAUGCCGAAGUCGUUAGAAUCAAAAUUUCUUAUGCCAAAGAAAAGAAGCUACUUGGUUACUUUGUGUGGCAAGUCUACAUGGACUAUAAUUGGGAGCUUUCUCGAGCUGCAGCCGAAGAGGUUAGAAUUAAUUUUCCAACUCACGAAAGUGAUCAAACUGGAAGAAGUAAUAGGCGUAAGACAGUAAUAGUUUGGACGACAACGGCAACUGCUGUUCUCUUACUAGGCUUUGCCAUUGUCUAUUGCUGGAUGAGAAAGCUCAAAAGAAAAGGAAUGGUAGACUCAGCCAAACAAUCAAAUGAUGAAGUACCUUGUGGAGAUUUUACAAAAAACGAUCUUAAUCUGGUAAUAUAUACUUGGGUUGAGAUUGAAGCAGCAACAGACAGAUUUUCAUUUCGAAACAAGCUUGGCGAAGGUGGUUUUGGCCCUGUUUACAAGGGCAUACUACCAAAUGGGCAGGUAAUAGCAGUAAAGAAACUUUCAAAAACAUCCAAACAAGGUUACGAGGAAUUCAAAAAUGAAGUUAUGCUGACUGCAAAGCUCCAACAUGUAAAUCUAGUCAAGCUUCUGGGUUAUUGCAUUGACGGAAGACAACAGAUGCUCGUCUACGAAUACAUGCCAAACAAAAGCUUAGACUCCUACCUUUUCGAUCCCAUUAAACGACAUAUUUUGGAUUGGGAAAAACGUAUUCAAGUUAUUGAAGGAGUGACUCAAGGACUCAUAUAUCUUCAAGAAUAUUCAAGAUUAACUAUUAUUCAUCGAGAUAUAAAAGUUAGCAAUAUCUUGUUAGAUGGAGAAAUAAAACCCAAAAUAUCAGAUUUUGGAAUGGCUAGAAUAUUUUCAAAAGAUGAUCUUGAAGCAGAUACAAGCCGUAUUGUUGGAACGCUCGGUUAUGUUUCUCCUGAAUAUAUCCGUAAUGGCAGAUACUCAACUAAAUCUGAUGUUUAUAGUUUUGGGGUUCUUCUUUUACAAAUCAUUAGUGGCAAAAGGAUAUCUUUUUUAUAUGGUUUGAACGAAAGUCAGAAUCUUCUUGAAUAUGCAUAUGAGUUGUGGAAUGUCGGCAAAGGCAUGGAGUUUAUGGAUGAAUCAUUGAACGAUACAUAUUCAUAUUGUAAAUUAAUGAGAUGCUUGCGAAUAGGUCUAUUAUGUGUCCAAGAAAAUCCAAUUGAUAGACCAUCCAUGUUGGACGUUUCCACCAUGCUAAAAAAUGUAAACAUAGAUAUGAUGAUUCCGAAGAAGCCUGCUUUCUGGAAACAAGAUCAACCAAAUAAAUCUGUUGUGCAGUUGGAAGGUUUUUCAGGGAGCACUUCAUCAAUUAAUGAUGUAUCAGUUUCAGAUGUGUCAGCUAGAUGAGCCUUACAAUAAACAUUUUGAGAUUACUAAUAUUUCUAUAUUAAUUACACGUUAGUUUUUGUGUCA